AUGUCUAUAAACGGAGACACCAAUAGUCUUGUUGGAUUUGAUGGAGCAGAGCAUCGGGUAAGUUCUAUUCCAUUUUCUGCUCUUUUUCUGCUGCGUACUGGACUAAAUUCUAAUAGACGGCCUAUGUAUUUACUCCUACUUCUGCACCCUCAGAGGACCUACAUCAGCGCCCUAAGAAGCGUAGGAAAGUAGGAAAGACGCCAAAAAAAGUCUUACAACUUGAUGAAGAUACAGAUUCUUUCACAUUAGCACCACUGCUGAACGAGAAGGAGUCUCCCGAACUUUCUAGUCUACGUUUAAGCCUGUUCAAUAAGUAUUGGAUAGAGACUGAAACAAAAAUCAAGGUAUUAAUUACAAUUUAUAAAACACCGACAUCAUAAACAUCUAAUAUUGUAAUAGUUAAUUCUGAAUGAAGCAAAUGAGGACACUUUAGUAGAGGUCACAUCUUUUGUAAAGAAUGAGAAGUAUGUAUAAUUCAGUACAAUUAACCUUAGCUACAUGGAGUCUGAUAGAUAUUCAAAGGAGCACAGACAAAGUCCCAGCCGGAUUUAUUGUGACUGGACCAAAUAUUGCAUCUCAAGGCUUGCUCUUCGAACAACUUUCAACAAGACUUUCCAAUGAAGUCAAUGGCCCCGUCGUCACCCUCAGAUCUGGUGAAUCAUCAAAUUUGAAGGCACUACUUAAAAAGCUUAUCAGAGAUGUUACCAGUCAAAAGUCAAGUGACGAAGACGAGAGUGAUAAUUUCCUCAAGCAAGAUGUGAGACUAAGUUUGCUACAACUCCGUUCAAUCGAUUUUUGCUGACCGUUCAGGGCCGCAAAUUUUUAAACUACGAUUUAGAGACGGUUCAUGGUUAUGUUAAUGCCCACGGGUUUGGUAGAGUGGUGGUAUCGUUCCAGGAUAGUGAAGCCUUUGACUCUGCUUUACUUGGAGACGUAAUAACCUUAUUUGGGUAAGCCAAUACAUUUAUACUCUUCCCUGAUCAUCCUUAACACUUUGGGCCCUCAGCUCCUGGCUAGACCGCAUCCCAUUCGUUCUAUUAUUUGGAAUUGCUACAUCCGUCGACUUGUUCCAAGAACGACUUUCUCGUGUCGCUACUCGAUCUUUGCAUGGAGCACAAUUCGAUGUGGAACAAACAAGCUCCAUCCUUGAAACCAUAUUUCUGAAGGUCAUCGCUGCCUCGGAUGCCCCAAUAAGGCUGGGACCAGGCAUUUUAUCGAGUCUCAUGGAACGGCAAAAUGAUCACGUGCAGAGUGUACAAGCAUUCGUCGGAGCAUUAAAGGUAAUCUUUCUUCUUAAUUUAUGUACAAGUCAGCCCUGACUUUGUUAGUAUGCAUAUAUGUGUCAUUUUUAUGCCAACCCUUUGAGUAUAUUUCUAAGCCUCAAGGACAACUCUAAUUUAGCUGCGCUUUUGCAAGCAGAGCAUUUUGAAGCUAUCAGGUUGCUACCAUCAUUCCAAAAUUAUAUUGAACAUCUUGUAGAGAAAGGUAAUUUAGAGCGUUCCGUGAGUCUGAUUACAGAUGAUGAACGCCUUCUCCAAGAGGCCCAAACUUUAAUCCAAGGCAAAGAUCAUGCUGUGCAAAAAGUUCUCCGACUCAUGCAUGUUCUAGUCACCUUAGCAGCCGAAGGACCAGGAAAAAUCAAUCUUUAUAUGAAAGCAUCGGCUGGUUCUUUGAAGAGCUCGAACAAUUUACGAUCAAUCGUAGAUUCGAUCAAACGUGCCAAUCUCAAUGAUUUUCUAGGAUUUGUAACUUCGCUCAAAGACGCCAUAGAAAAUGGAAGCACCGAGCUCAACCUUGAACAAUGGUCGGAUAUGGAACCAGAAUUCUAUGCAGAAAUUGUGGGUAUCUGGGAAGAUGCUUCAUCACUCGCAGACUCAGAGGCAGGAAAAUCUAUCCGCGGCAGUUACAACAAAUCACUACGUACCACAGUUAUUUCUCACAACGUCAAAAUCAACCACGAAAGAUCAGCACUUGCGAAGCAAGACAAAGAAUACACGGCUCUUGUUGACAGGUUAAUUCAGACUGUACAAAAGUUUGUGGAUGUGGACAAACUGCAGGAUCAAUUUAUGUCGGAGAUUUGGCUCUACGAUCUAAAAUGCCCCUAUCAAGAUGCAUUUACACCCAAACCCCGCUUCGCGAUCGAGCGCGCCCUCUCCUCGCCUCAUGAGUAUCUUUCUUGUGCAUGUUGCGAUCCUACGAAAGAAGGAGCGAUGAUGUCUCAUCCACCCACCGCAAUUUUAUAUAAACUUUUUCUAGAAGCAGGAAAUUUGAUCAAUAUUUUCGAUCUUUGGACGGCUUUUGUUGCUAAUUUGGGACCGGAAUAUGACGAAGGAGAUGAUAGUGAGAGACAGGCUUUGAUGUUAUUUUAUAGAGGACUUGCGGAUUUGAAAUUGUUGGGUAUGAUCAAGCAGAGUAGAAAGAAAACAGAUCACUUGACGAAAUUGGCAUGGAAAGGAUUGUAAUAUUUGGGGGCAAAUAGACGUCAGGACAAGAGAAAGAAUAGAUGAUGCAUGUAAAAUAUAGUUAUGUUAGUCCUCAAAUGCGAACGCUCAAAGC
This is a messenger RNA of Sclerotinia trifoliorum, 2556 nucleotides long. Lineage: Eukaryota; Fungi; Ascomycota; Leotiomycetes; Helotiales; Sclerotiniaceae. The record is from the annotation of a GenBank genome assembly.